AUUGUAUUCUUUAAGGAGCAUGGGAUUAAUCCCACUUUUGAAACGUUUUUAAUUUUUUUAAGUCUGAUGCGUGUUGUUUUUUUGUAAGGAUAAGAAAGCAAUCAAUCUAGAUUACAAACUAAUUAUGCAUAGUUUUCUUGAUCAGUAAUUUUACUUGAUUAUUCGAAUUUAUUUAGAUGUCGAAUAAUACAAGUCUGACAGACGAAGAAGAAAAUGGCGUUCGACUUCAACUCCUGCUUGGUCUUGCUACGUCAACCUUGCAACGGUACUUCCAUAGUUAUUACCCACCCAAUCCUAUCGAACUUUACAGAGCGUUAAAAGCAAUGACCGUCUAUUCCAAAUUAAACAAACUCAGGUCACGAAAGGUGAUAACGUAUCCACAAUGGUGUGUGUUAUUUCCGCAAGCAAAGCAGACGGAUUCCAAACAAUUUGAUAUUACGCUACUGUUUGUGUUGCUCGUGGAAAUUUGUGACAUUAAACCCCCUGAAAAAGGUUGGUAUAACAACCCCCCGUCUACAGACACUUCAGAUGCAGCAUUUAUUGUUCGAGUGAAAAGGAAUCGAGAUGAACUAAAACACUACCCCGGGUUAAACAUUUCAAGCAAUGAAUUCAAUGCUCUUUGGCAAGAACUCAGUGAAGCUUUGUUACAUUUGAAAUGUGCAUCUACCGAUAUUAACGACAUCAAGCGAAAACACCUCGAUAAAAAAUUGUUAAAUAAAUAUCAAACAGCCACCGAUGCUAAUCUGAGGCUUCAAUAUAAUUUACAAAAACUUUUACGCGAAAAACAGAAACUCCAAAAUGCAGUGGAAAACGGCGUUUCAUAUGGCGUGUUACCUAACGUUCCGUCGCACGUUGUUCGCGAGGAGGAUGUUCAGAGUGUGCAUGAAGAAAUGUUGAGAAUGGAUCGUUCAAAAAUUGCAUUUGUCAUCACUGGUCUCGGUGGUGUUGGGAAAACUGAAUUAGCGAGGUAUUACUGUCACGAAUAUGCCGCUACUUGUUACGAGAAUAACGUCAUAUGGAUUAACGCCGAAACGCGAUAUACGCUUCAAUCGUCGAUACAGAGCAUUGCGGAAUGCAUUCAAGCCCCAACAAAAGACUACAACGGAGAAGAGAUUCAAUCUGCUGCGCUCCUUCAUCGAGUCUAUCAGUUUUUUGGUGAGCGAAGCGCUUUGUUUGUGUUUGAUAACGCGAACGAUUACAGUUUUAUGGAGGAGUAUUUCAAGAUUGGUUCGCCGAAUGAUUCCAUAAAGAUCCUGAUCACAUCCCAAUUCACUCACUGGGGUGAACGCUUUGUGAAGUACGCCCUGGAUGUUCUUCCACUUCAUGCAGCUGAAAAGUUCGUAAGUGGUAGACUAUUAGAAGCGCAUGUCCUUACAGAUCAAAAUUGCAAAGAAAUUUGUCAUCUGGUGCAACGUUUGCCACUAGGACUACAACAAUGCGUCUCGUAUAUCGUCAAAAAUAACAUGCGUGUGGAUGCAUACAUCGAGUUGUUUCGUGAGUACAACACAGAGUUGCUUUCCGAACCUGGUGAUGACGUCUGCUAUCAGAAGACUGUUUUAACCACCUGGAAAAUGGCCCUAGAAAAGCUGAAGCAAAACAACACAUCCCUUGCUCUUGACAUUAUCAUUUGCUUGUCUUUUCUUGAUGGGAAAAAUAUCGACCAGCAAUUAGUGAAUCGAGUAUUUAACUCCAAUCUUAUUGCGGUAAACAAGGCAGUACGAGAAUUAUGUUCGUACUCUCUCGUGAAUUCCUAUUGUCAUAAUGGAAGAUCAUUUCUAACAGUACACAGUUUAGUACAAAAGUCGAUUCAGAUUGCAUUUUCAGAAUCCGACCAAUUCGAAAUCGAUUCUUAUUUGUUUCGAUUUUUAGAGUCGAUUUUUAAUCCUGGAAAAGUGAACAUGCAGCAUUUCAACUAUGGCAGCUUGUGGAGACAUCACUUACUGCAUAUUGUGACAAAUUUCAAAAAGAAGACCCAAGUCAUGUGUGAGAUUUUGAAACAUCUUCAAAUCUUGCUUCCGGCAUUCUACAACACUUUAAAAUUUUCCGAAUUGCUAACACUUCUUGGCGCGUUGUAUGACUCCUUGAAAGAUGAAUAUGCAAGCACUGAUCCAGCUCUUGUUGAAUUGACAAAACAAAAGAAUGAAGUCAUUGAUGUGCUGAAGAAAUUUGAAGAAUUUCAAAACGCAAUAUCGAGCCUUCAAGGUAAGAAGCAAGAUCACGCUAAGUAUCAUUCAAUUGCAUUAUCACUUUCGAAGUUAGAGAAAGAAUUCACCUCUUCCAACUUGCUCAUGGCGAUACGUAAAUUCAAAAAAAACGAAUUAGAGGAUGCCUUGCAUUAUUUCCAGAAAGCGAAAGAUGAAGAAACCUCAUUGAUGCGUGAGUGUAUUGAUUUUUGGAUUGCUAGAUGCUUGAGCUGUUUGGGUGAAAGUGAGGAAGCUCUCGACAUGUUUACAAAAAUUCAUCACAUUUUUAGAAAGACAUUUGGUGGCAGCCAUUGUUUUCUUUUGCUUUGUGAAAUGGCGGAGGUGUUUUGUAUUAUGCAGCAAGGCGAUUAUGUGAAUGCGUGUAAUAUCAGUGAAAUGAAUCUGCCUUGUUUUGAAGAGGAUUAUGGGUACGAACAUCCAGUUGUGUUGCACAGUAGAAUGCUACAAGAUUAUGUGCGAAACAUGAAAGUGUUGAUUGGUUACGAUUCGAGUGUCUUUUCUCAAUCGUUAAUUCCAGAGUUCGAAAAAAUGAUCGAACAUUUCAAAAAAUUUCGAAAGUCCUGUCCAGAAUUAAAAAGGAUUGUUGCGAAUUUGGAGGAGAUGAUUAUAAAGUGGACAGCGUUUGAAGAAUAAUUCGUUUUCGCCAUAACAGAUGCGUAUAUAUUCGUCCGUCCUGCUAUCAACCAAGAUAUUUUGAAGAUACAAAUUUUUAUUUAUGGUUUUUACUUUGUAGAUCUUUCCAGUAUACACACGUUUUUGUUAAAAGCAGCUCCACUUUUCAUUUCAACCUUAGUUGUGAUUUUAGCCUCGAAGUUGCUACGCAUAAUAUUUAAAUGUUACAAGAUUUCAGCUUGACACGUUGUUUUUUCAUUUCAAUGCUAUCAUUUAUUGGGAACCAAACUAAUAUACAGACUGCUUGUCAAGUCUCGGUUGCUCAAUUCUAAAUUUUUGUUAGUCUGGCUAGUUAUUUAACAGUGGCCUAAAUUUCGAGCCUGUCAUGUUAUAAAAGUCCUUAAAUCCAUAUGUAUUGAUCUUUAUGUCACUAAUUUUUUUGUCAUGAAUUUUUUUCAGAGGGCGUGUUUUAUUUUUUUUACCUUUUAAUAGUGAUAAUUUUUAUAUGUGAUUAUAAAGUAUUAUACAUUAAUUUUUUUAAUGCUGAUUUUUUAUUAAUGUCCUUGCAUUUCCCCUUAUGUUUUUUGAGAUUUAUUUAUAAAUGUGCUCUUACAUUUCGACAAACAAAAUUACAGACAGUAUAUGUAUUUUAACACUGGCGUUAAUUGUG
Hydractinia symbiolongicarpus is the source of this 3486-nucleotide messenger RNA. RefSeq lists its product as uncharacterized. The transcript has a single exon. Gene Ontology annotation, molecular function: ADP binding; protein binding. NCBI's taxonomy places the organism in Eukaryota, Metazoa, Cnidaria, Hydrozoa, Anthoathecata, Hydractiniidae. The record is from RefSeq and is a predicted model, not a curated record. Bases 177 to 2837 code for a protein of 886 amino acids.